Messenger RNA from Knipowitschia caucasica, 330 nucleotides. The record is from the annotation of a GenBank genome assembly. NCBI's taxonomy places the organism in Eukaryota, Metazoa, Chordata, Actinopteri, Gobiiformes, Gobiidae.
AUGUCCCCUCACAGCAGCAGGAGCCAGACCCCUCAGCAGCAGGAGCCAGUCCUCACAGCAGCAGGAGCCAGUCCCCUCAGCAGCAGGAGCCAGUCCCCUCAGCAGCAGGAGCCAACUUCACUUUUCUCACACGCAGUGUCUGUGCGCCAGUGUUCCGCAGGCCUCCUCAUGUAUUUUAAGGCUCCUGCUUGUCUUCAGGGCAGCUCCGAGAGAGAGAGAGAGACCGUAGACCUGGGAACUACCGCCGCAGAGUCCCGGCCAAAUCAUGUCCACACGCCGCUGAAAAUAACUAACUGUCCCGGGAAGUUAGAGCAAAGUCAAGGUCAGUGA